AUGGCGCGGUUGGAGCUGGGCCUCGACGAGGACUUUGACAACACAGGAGACGGGCAACUCAAAGUCCCCGGGUUCUGCUACUAUCAUCAGUUCGAGCUGGACACCGAGGAAAGAUUCCGUCAUGGAGCCAAUGAUUUCCAACAGUCACCUCGCUUGACCGCCAGAGAGGUGGCCAUGUUGGGAGUCAUGAACGCCUUGACCGACAAGCCAGACUGGCAUAAGAAAGUCUUCGACGAUGAGAUCGUUGCGAAGUGGAAGCAGGAGGCUUGUGCUAUCCCUCUCAUCAGCGAUAUGGCGUGGGAUUGGUGCCUGGCUGAGCUGCGGGACAAGGCCAAGCGAUUUGAGAGGAUCGGUCGGGUCCUUGUCCUCGAUGCCGGAUCGAGGCUUUCCAAGUCUGAUCAGCGAGUACCAGAGUCCCUCAGACAAGAACUGAAGGAUGCUGUCAGACCAUUACUCAACCGACCCGAUGAUGAGCGGGACUGGCACCCUGGCUCGGACGACAAGGUGCUCAACCUCGUGCAUCCGUCUCUUUUCCCCUUAGUAUACGGGAGAACAAAAGUUCUGGUCAACGGAGGCAAAGUGCCUCUCGACUUUGCCAAUGUUGAAGGACUUGAAGGUGCAGAAAUCGCGCCGCAUCUUACAGCUACAUCUCAGCCCUCACGUCCCCUCCAUGGCGACGGUACCCACGGGGGCAUGUGGUCCAAGGAAUUCCAAUGGCUUCCCUGCGAGGUUGAGUUUACUGAAGAUACUGGCACCAACGUUCAUAUCUCUUCCUAUGUUAACAAUCUUCAUCCCGCACAUCAUGCCGAAGUAUACACGGCAAUCGAGAAAGUCAUUGCGCUUGCAAUUGCACCUUGGAACGAAGUCCUCGUUCACGGGUAUCACGGGCGGGCGCCACCACGCAUACGGACAUACGGAGCCGAAUUCGGACCGGGGCUACCGGAAUGGUGUGAGGGGCUUGAUGAAAUUACAAGAAACUGGGAAACCAACCCGGAGGCCUAUGAGGCGGCUAAAAAGCGGGUACUGGAUUACAUGGGCAAGCCGGACACCGCCACUGAUGACACCGCGGAUGAAGAAGAUCUGAUGCAAGAAGAGUCCGAUGACGAGUCCGAGAUCGAUGUGGAAGAAUACGGACUCUCGGGGGCCGCGGAUGAGUUCUACCGGCGGAACAUCCGAAAGGUCAUCCACCCUGAGCCAGGGGUCUCGUUUUCCUAUGCGCAGUGGAAAGCCGGGCUGACUGGCAAUGCGGUCGUGCCGAAGUACCGAUCCUUCAGUUUCCCCGAUGCGCUUGAAGAUAGCAGUGGGGACGAUCAUGAUUACUACUCGCUUCGCAUCCAGGACGACUUUCGCGAUGAAGGGCUGCAGGUGAUCAUCAAGCUCUCCAGCAUCGAGCUGACGCCAGGAAAGCCGAAAUAUGAGGGAGGCAACUGGCACAUCGAAGGCAUGUUGAAUGAGCAUAUCGCAGCCACAGCUCUCUACUACUACGACGUUGAUAACGUGACGGAUGCGAAGAUUUCGUUCCGCACUGAAGCGGAGCUGGAUGGCAUGGAAAUGAGAUAUGAGCAGGAUGAUCACGCCCCUCUGGCUGAAAUAUUCGGCAUCGCCUCCCGAUAUCUCCGAGAUGAGCGACCUUUCCAAAACAUCGGUUCCGUCACCACGCCCCAGGGCCGCCUUCUCGCCUUCCCCAACACGCUCCAGCACAAGGUCGAGCCAUUCGAGCUGGUCGACAAGACGAGGCCGGGUCACCGGCGGUUCCUCGUUCUCUGGUUGGUGGACCCGCAUUACCGCAUCUGUUCGACACGCAACGUGCCGCCGCAACAGGAGUCGUGGUGGGACGGGAAUGAGACCAAGCCAGAAUCUGGCACUGAUGCUUUGGGCGCUGCGACUUCGGACAGUGAGGUGGCCAAUGGUCGGAUGUCGGUCGAGGAGGCGAAGGAGUUGAGGCUGAAGCUGAUGGCUGAGCGGACAAAAAAACAGAAGCACAUGGAGAGCUGGUCAGAGCAGUAUAACUUCUGUGAGCACUGA
Diaporthe citri is the source of this 2025-nucleotide messenger RNA. RefSeq lists its product as uncharacterized. Lineage: Eukaryota; Fungi; Ascomycota; Sordariomycetes; Diaporthales; Diaporthaceae. The record is from RefSeq and is a predicted model, not a curated record. The transcript has 3 exons. The coding region runs from base 1 to 2025 and encodes 674 amino acids.